UGCUCACUUCAGAGCAGGCUCGAUCACUAUGGUGAUUAUCUGCAGGGUCUGAACAUCAGGGCAAUCUGGAUGGAUUGAACAGAGCCACGGAAAUAAGUUUCCAAUGGUUGUGAAUGCAUCCGACUGGUUGGUCCCGACUGUGGGCACAGAGCAGGACCCCUGCAGUAACUACACUGAAGCUUGGCUGUGGCUGUCCUCCCUGCAGCCAGUCUACCUCGGUUUGAUCAGUGUCAUGGGGUUGGUGGGGAAUGGCCUGGUUCUCUGUGUGUUUUGCCUGCAGAGGAAGCCCUGCACAGUGGCCGAUAUCUACCUGGGGAACCUGGCGGCUGCUGACCUGGUCAUGAUAUCCUGCCUUCCCUUCUGGGCUGUCACCAUCUCUCAAGGCUACCAGUGGGACUUUGGAGAGGCCCUUUGUAAGCUAGUCAAUGUGGCCAUCUCGAUGAACUACAUCUGCAGUGUUUUAUUCCUCACACUGGUCAGUGUGGACCGAUACCUGGCUCUGGUGAAGCCCAUGAGCCCCAGCCGUCUGAGGAGAGCAGCCUGGGCCAAGCGUAUCUGCUUGGGCAUCUGGAGCCUGGGCUUCCUCUUAAGUCUGCCUGUCCUGCUCUUCCGCACAAUGACAUACGUAGAGGAUCCUGGGGUUGAUGCCUGCAUUCUGGUCUACCCCCAUCCAGCAUGGAGGUUGCACCACAACAUCACCAGGAAUGUGUUGGGAUUUCUUAUCCCAGUUCUGGUAAUUGUUUACUGUACCCGUCACAUUGUGGCUGCACUGAACAACCGCGAAGCCAACGGACUCCCUGGGCUCAGGGCAGAGAGGAAGGCCACCUACUUGGUCCUGACUGUGCUGGCUGUCUUCCUCUUCUGCUGGACACCACACCAAGUGAUGCGGUUUCUUGACACUUUGGAUUACUUCCAGCUCACACCCGGAUGCCUCUGGGGUCAUGUCCUGGACAUCUGCAUCCAGCUGUCCACAUAUCUGGCAUACAGCAACAGUGCUGUUAACCCCUUCCUGUUUGUCAUCGUGGGGAAGCAUUUCAGGAGAAAGUCAAAGGAGAUGUUUGGAAAAACUCUGAACCCCUGGUUUAAAGAGUUGAGCUUCAUUUCAAUGAAUACACUAAAUCAAACACAGCGUAUAAGUAUUGAAAAACUUGACAACUCCUGACAGUAACAACAACAAAAUCAAACAAGUGGCGGUAGGAACAUCUUUAGUGGUUACACAGAAAACUGUGAUUACUGUAAAACAUGAAUUCAUAGGAAAGUGAAAUUGUUUACAAAAAGGUGCACAUCCAGCAGACCCGGAAAGACUUAAGCGCUCGUUUGGAGACUUGUUUGCAUCCACCUGGUGAAUGCUAUCAUGUGCAUUACUAUUUUGUCUGUCUCUUUUUGUUGAUGCAGUUCCUCUCCCUGGAACAGUAAUGCAGAGCUCCAGAGCAGUUAUUGUGAUCAUAAUGGAAAGGUUUUAUACAAUAAAUAUAUUAUAAUAUAUAAAAUAAGUGCUGAUUGAUGUCACUUUAACUGAAGUGUGUGGUGGCCCAACAAAUAGGCAUUGAUCUGAUGUUUUUCAGAAGAUAAUGUUGAUUUCUAUCAAUGGAGGUUUUUAUUGUAAUGUAAAUAGUGAAAAUAUUGACUACAGUCCCCUUGUGUCUCUGUGCCUGUCGUCUUUUCCAUUUCCUUGUCUUGUCGCCUUUGUCAUUAUUUUGUUUUUGUGAUAUAUAUUAUAUAUAUUUAUCAUUAUUUUAAGAUUUCAUUUCCAGUGCACAAUACUGAAGGUUCAUGUUGCAAUUGAAACUAAAUAACUUCUGACAAGAGCUGAUGAUGAAUCUCAUUGUGAUCUAUGACAAUGUCUAUUGUC
Hippoglossus stenolepis (Pacific halibut) is the source of this 1852-nucleotide messenger RNA. Its product is annotated as B2 bradykinin receptor-like. Gene Ontology annotation, cellular component: membrane. The record is from RefSeq and is a predicted model, not a curated record. Gene Ontology annotation, molecular function: bradykinin receptor activity. The coding region runs from base 104 to 1162 and encodes 352 amino acids. Lineage: Eukaryota; Metazoa; Chordata; Actinopteri; Pleuronectiformes; Pleuronectidae. The transcript is spliced from 2 exons. Gene Ontology annotation, biological process: immune response; G protein-coupled receptor signaling pathway; vasoconstriction.